Messenger RNA from Parasteatoda tepidariorum (common house spider), 1725 nucleotides. RefSeq lists its product as uncharacterized. The record is from RefSeq and is a predicted model, not a curated record. Gene Ontology annotation, biological process: protein ubiquitination. NCBI's taxonomy places the organism in Eukaryota, Metazoa, Arthropoda, Arachnida, Araneae, Theridiidae. Gene Ontology annotation, cellular component: nucleus. Gene Ontology annotation, molecular function: ubiquitin-protein transferase activity.
CAGUUAAAAUUUACUCCCUCUGUUCUAGAAAUGACAACAUCGAGAAUGUCUGUUAGUAGCGAAGACUUCAUUGUUUUAAACUUCGGAUGAAUAUAAUUGAGGAUACAGUAAGGCCGAAGGUAUUAAUUUAUGCCUUUCUUUUCAUUUUCUCCUUCAACUACAACGCCCCGGAAAUGCGUUAUCCAGUUUGAUAGAAUGUGACCUACAUUUAAAGGAGCAGGGCUUUCAGUAAUAAAGUUCAUGCACAUCAAUGAAAACCGAUUUCAAGAAAACCAUUACACCUGAAUAAUACAAUGAAAAAAAAAACAUGGUUUGCUUUCUAAAAAGAUUGAUGGACUGCUAUAUGAUGAAUUGAUAUUUUUCUAACAGAAAAGAGCUGAUGUUGCUUUAAAUAUUUCAUGUCAAAUAUAGAAUUUCCUUGCUUAAUGGGUUUAACUACAAUGAUUUUGUGAACAGAAAAAGAAGUUUAUGAUGAAAUCUUUAGAUAACGUUAAAUUUACAUAGUUGUAAUCAUUUCACGCCAAUGCUAGCCAAACAUGUGAUUUUAUAUAUUGUGAUAACGGAAACCAUGUUUUAAUUAUUAAAAGAAACACUUAUUUAAUCCACGUUAAGUGGCACCUGCUGGUCAGGAUUGUUGUUUUAUGCUUCCUCUUUAUUUUUAAGUAAAGAGUUUUUUUUAACAUAUUGAAUCAAAUUUUCCAAAGAUAUCAUAUUUAAGCGCACAAAUCAACGCACAUUAAUCUAAAAAGAAAAGAACAAAAUGGUUGUUUUAGUGUUGUUUAUGAUUGCCACAGUAGUUGCUUUGGUGCUAUUUGACUGGUAUGUAGAAGAACAUACAAGCCAACCUCAAAACUCAAGACCAUUUGCAGAAGAACCUCGUGCGGAGAGAUACUAUAGUUCCAGUAGUAUAUUCACUGUACUUGGAUUUUCAAGGGAAGAUGUGAGAACUUUUACAGCAUUUAGAGAUAAAUUCAGGAGCUAUGCUGAGGUUACGAGUGCCAUGAGACGAGCUGGCUUAGAAAGAAUGAGGCUGAUAGUGGCCAUUGAUUUCAGUGCCAGUAAUGAAUGGCAAGGAAGGAGAUUUUUUAAAGGUGAAAUGCUGCAUGCUUUGAAAGGAAGUACAGUCUUCAAUCCGUAUCAGAAAGUGUUACAUACUUUAGCUCCUGCAUUCACUCCUUUUCUGCAUAGUCAACCUAUACACGCUUAUGGUUUCGGAGAUGUUCGCACAAAAGAUUACGACGUGUUUCCCCUAAAACCAUCGGGAGCAGCACUUGGGUGCAUGGAAGAUGUUUUAGAUGCCUAUAAUCAUAGUGCACGCAGAGUGCAAAGAAGUGGUCCAACAUCAUUAGCACCCAUAAUUCGUAGAGCAACAGACAUCGUUCGCCGUACUGGAUUGUUCCAUAUAUUGCUCAUAAUAACUGAUGGCCAAAUGCGACCCGAAGACGUGCCAACAAGACAUGCUUUAGUAGAAGCAUCGAAGAGUGCUCUUAGCAUCGUUGCGGUAGGGGUCGGAGAUGGCCCUUGGAGAGCACUUGAAGAAUGGGAUGAAAGAGUUCCAGACAGAAAGUACGACAACUUCCAUUUCGUCAACUACCAUCACGUCAUUCGUUCUGCUAGGAAUGCUGAAGCAGCGUUGGCACUACAUGCUCUUAUGGAGAUACCAGAUCAGUUCCAAACUAUUCUUAAGUUCAAUUAUUUGAAUAAAUAUUGAUGAGAAUAAUAUAA